Messenger RNA from Folsomia candida, 1624 nucleotides. RefSeq lists its product as uncharacterized. The transcript is spliced from 2 exons. The record is from RefSeq and is a predicted model, not a curated record. Lineage: Eukaryota; Metazoa; Arthropoda; Collembola; Entomobryomorpha; Isotomidae. The coding region runs from base 67 to 1524 and encodes 485 amino acids.
UCCUCCAAUCACUCUCCUGCAAUUUAAUUUUUUUGCGUCAAGUGUAACGUUUUUUGCUGAGACAAAAUGUUACAUCGUCGAGUAAUAUUAAGCAUCUGGUCUUUGUCCGUCUUCGUCAAUUUGAUUGAUGGGGAUACGCACGAGAGUUUAGUAAAACAGACGGCUAGUGGAAAUCCGUACUAUGUAAGAAAAACGGCACACCUCCCAACUCACCAAAUUCCAGAAAUAUAUGACACCGUUUAUCCCGUCGUGUUCGAGUUCACGACCCCCAAUUGGUCCAGGCCCAUUAAUCUAAUUGGCUACACAUGCACUGGAGACGAUUAUGACAAUGACGGGUGGUCAUGUCCGAUACUGUGGUACUGGCUAACAGGAGUCCGAGAUAAGUUGCAAGAGGAAAUCUACGUCGAGAACAUGAAAGCCAGGGACACGUCAAAAUUUCCAACAGAUAUCGUCUGUGACCAACUUCGACAAGUAUUUGAUGGUUUAUAUCUCGAUGAAGAAUCUAGAUCCGAGUUCUUAUCCUUUGCAACAUCUCCAACAAAUUGUCAAUCCUCUCAAACCACACUUGUUCCAAGGAGCGAUAAAUAUGUAGCAAAUGCUAUUGAUGCUCCAUACCGGACGAUGAGAGAAAAAUUCUUUACUGAAUAUUACAGCUUGCAAACUCCACUUAAUCGAUCUAAUGACGCCAUGUACACGAAUGCCCGGUAUAACUUGUACUCAUCAGGUUUAUUUGAGUAUCAUAUUGAAUCUCGAAGAUGGACUCAAGCUCUGGCUGAAUGCAAGGCUAACAGAAUUCCAAACACGUUAAUUACCCCGCAAGACUUACAGCAAGUUUUGAGCGUUGUGGCUGCGAAUGCCUCUGUGAAUGGGUUAGAACUUGUGGUUGGGAUUUCGGAAUUGAGCAAGUACUAUAAAUUAACAGGAAUUUCUGAUUGCGCAUUUACCCCAAAUUCCAUGAUUGUCACUCUUCAAGUUCCAGUACGAUUGUUGAGAAAUAGCGGACAUAAAAUACUUGAAUAUCAUCCUGUCCCGUAUUUUAACGAGCAGGGGCAGGUUUGUCAAAUUAAUUUUAAGGAUAAUCAGUACAUUUCCGAUCCUUUUUCUCAAAACACUUUGACGAAUGCUAAAGAAUUGCAUUGCAAUGAGAAUAAUGGUUUUUGUCAUUUGACAUCGGAAGUUGAGAGAGGAUUUGAAGCGAUGACGAGUUGCCCACAAAUCCUCUACCAAGAGGGAGAUGAUUCAGAAAUCUGUAAGGUGCAGUGCACAAACAAAAAAUUCGUAAAGCUUCCCAUUGUCAGGAAGGUUUCGGAUGAUCGUAUUCUGGUUUUUGGGAGUGGGCGUGGUAAAAAGAACGAAGUGAAGAUUGUGUGUCCUGAAUUCCAGAAAAUGGAACCUAUCGAUAGCUCCAAACAGGCUGUUGAGGUAACAAUUCCGUGCGGGUGCGAAAUUCAUAAAAAUGGGAAAUCAGUUUUUAAAGUACGAGGAGAUAAAUGUGGUUCAGAAGUACACAUCAUAAAAGCAUAGCUCAUUCUGAUUAAUAUAUAUUUUUUAAUAAGUGUUUCAUGAUAUUUCAUUUUAAUGUAUGUAUGAAUGUAUGAAUAAAUAAUUGAAAACCUGUCAUAAA